AUGAUUCCAAUGCUAUUCACCUAUACAGGUCUUGCAAUGGCCUCAUCACGCCCCGCGUUAUCGAGUUCGAUAAAUAUAGGAGGAAAAAAGAUUCAGAGUGAUAACGAAAAUUCGACGUCUGGAAUGCCACCACCGCCUCCAAGCGGCAAUAACACAUCAGGAAUGCCACCAUUUGGAGGUCCUGGAGGAAAUUCUAGCUCAGGAAUGCCUCCAGGAGGACCAGGCGGCAACAAUACUGGAAUGGGACCAGGCAGUGGAGGAAUGGGUCCUGGAAGUGGAUGA
Trichomonas vaginalis G3 is the source of this 282-nucleotide messenger RNA. RefSeq lists its product as uncharacterized. The record is from RefSeq and is a predicted model, not a curated record. The transcript has a single exon. The coding region runs from base 1 to 282 and encodes 93 amino acids. NCBI's taxonomy places the organism in Eukaryota, Parabasalia, Trichomonadida, Trichomonadidae.